AAUUGAAGACAUAUUGUAUAAAAUUAUUAAUUUCAAUGUACCCAAAAUUCCAUCCUAAAAUUUGUGCUAUAUUCCUUGUGAAAGUCAAAUGAAAACAGCUUGACUGAAAACAUUUUUUUUGCUGUGGAUUGAUCGGCAUAGUUAAUUACCAGGAAUUGCAACUGAUAAAGGCAGCUUUAUUCCCAUUUAAUGAUUAACGCCAGCUGCAAGGGGUUCAGUAACCAAGUUACCGUCUCGCAAAAUGAGCAGUUUUCUCGCAUCGAUUUCCAUUUACAUUUGCAUCUGCGUCUGCCUGAGUCUCCAGAAUGAAGUGGUCGCCAACUUCAUGAUCCCGAAUUGCGGAGUAUCCUAUGAGUCCCAUGUGGCUACUAGAAUAGUUCGCGGCAAGGAAGCUCUAUUAAAAUCGGCUCCAUUCAUGGCCUAUUUGUACAACGGCUCGCAGCUCCACUGUGGCGGAACGAUCAUCUCCAAUAGGUACAUUCUAACGGCUGCUCACUGUAUGAGACCCUAUCUAAAGGUGCGACUGGGGGAGCAUGAUAUUACCAGAAACCCCGACUGUCAGGCCGGCGUGUCUUGCUCCCCAUCUGUCGAAGAAUUCUACAUCGAUUUGGCAACCAAGUCCAAGAACUUCGGUCGCCACCUGGUUAAUGAUAUUGCUCUGCUCAAGCUGAGCAGGAUCAUUCGAUUCAAUGGUCUGUAUGGAUUAAUUAUCACAGUUCGCUUAGAUAGCGAUAUGAAAAUAGAAUCAUCUUGCUUCUCAGUCCACAUACAACCGAUCUGCCUGCUUCUUAAUCCGGCUGCAGCGCCCAAUGUGCAAGAGUUCCAGGCCUUCGGAUGGGGCCAAACCGAAAACAAUCGCUCCGCCAAUGUGCUCCAGACCACGUUUCUCACCCGCUACGACAACAACUACUGCAGAUCGGCGCUGCAUGUGCCCAUGACGGAUAAUCAGCUGUGCGUCGGCUUUCAGGGAUCGGACACCUGCUCCGGCGACUCCGGCGGACCUUUGGUGACCAAGGUGAAGUACGACGGAGUUUGGCGUUCAGUGCAGCUGGGCAUCGUGAGCUUCGGCGAGAAUAAGUGCCAAAGCCCUGGAGUGUAUACUUAUGUUCCAAACUACAUUAGAUGGAUCCAAUCUGUCAUGCAGGCGAAUGGCUAUUGAUUAAACUACUCUAAAACUGUAUAAAAGUGAACGAUACAUAAAGCAAAAGUAGUCAGUUU
Messenger RNA from Drosophila yakuba, 1218 nucleotides. RefSeq names its product serine protease grass. Gene Ontology annotation, biological process: proteolysis. The record is from RefSeq and is a predicted model, not a curated record. Bases 242 to 1159 code for a protein of 305 amino acids. Gene Ontology annotation, molecular function: serine-type endopeptidase activity. NCBI's taxonomy places the organism in Eukaryota, Metazoa, Arthropoda, Insecta, Diptera, Drosophilidae. The transcript is spliced from 3 exons.